AUGUCGGCUUUCGCUUCUUCGGACCGCGCUGAAAAGUCUGGAAUUGCCCUGGAGGCUCAACAAAAAAUCUACGAGAAAUACGACAAGAAUCUUGCAGGGGAAAUUCUCCAAUGGGUUCAGGAUGUCACCGGGCUUUCAUUCGACACUCAAGGAGACGCUGAUAAUUUCGUCAAAGUUUUCCAAGACGGAAGUGUUCUGUGCAAUCUUGCAAACGCUCUCAAGCCAGGAAGCGUCAAAAAAGUUAACACUUCUGCUAUGGCUUUCAAGAAAAUGGAGAAUAUUUCAUUCUUCCUGAAGUUCGCAGAGGAAUUCGUUCAAAAGUCUGAACUCUUCCAGACCGUUGACCUGUAUGAAGGACAGGAUCCGAAUGCAGUGCUCAUCUGCCUUGCUUCGUUGGCUCGUAAAUCUGAGAAACACUUUGGACGCUCGGGACUUGGACCAAAAGAAGCACAGGGAGAUCGUCGGGAAUGGACUGAGGAGCAGCUGAAGGCUGGCCAAAAUGUGAUCGGGCUCCAAAUGGGCAGCAAUAAGGGUGCUACUGCCUCUGGACUCAAUAUGGGAAAUACGCGACACAUGUAG
This is a messenger RNA of Caenorhabditis briggsae, 579 nucleotides long. It is a transcript of the gene Cbr-cpn-1, whose product is annotated as Protein CBR-CPN-1. The record is from RefSeq and is a predicted model, not a curated record. The transcript has 4 exons. NCBI's taxonomy places the organism in Eukaryota, Metazoa, Nematoda, Chromadorea, Rhabditida, Rhabditidae. Gene Ontology annotation, molecular function: protein binding. The coding region runs from base 1 to 579 and encodes 192 amino acids.